Messenger RNA from Scaptodrosophila lebanonensis, 582 nucleotides. It is a transcript of the gene Ilp7, whose product is annotated as probable insulin-like peptide 7. The record is from RefSeq and is a predicted model, not a curated record. The transcript is spliced from 3 exons. Bases 1 to 582 code for a protein of 193 amino acids. Lineage: Eukaryota; Metazoa; Arthropoda; Insecta; Diptera; Drosophilidae.
AUGGAGCAACGCAGCGACCAAAAGGUUCAGUCGCCUACAGCCCAUCGUGAGAGACACUUGUGCCACUGGAGCCGGGAAAGCAUUCCGAGCAUAAUCAUCAUCAUGCAGCUACGCUCCAGUCUGACAUUGCGCAGCACUUUUCUGCUGCUGGCCCUGCAACUCCUGCACACGCCGCAUGCCAUCCAGCAGCAGCACACCGAGGAGGGACUCGAGCUGCUCUUUCGCGAACGCUCACAAUCCGACUGGGAGAACGUCUGGCAUCGGGAGACGCACUCGCGUUGUCGGGACAAGCUGGUCCGCCAACUCUAUUGGGCCUGCGAGAAGGACAUCUAUCGCCUUACGCGACGCAAUCGCAAGCGCACCGGUGAGACGGUCAGCAAGCGCACCGCACAGCCAAGCACUCAACUAGCUAGCACCGCUGCCGCCUCCACUUGGCUGCACGUGAACUACGCCAACAUGUUGCUGCGCACCCGACGCGCCGAUGCCCCCUCCAUCACCAACGAGUGCUGCACCAAAGCGGGCUGUACCUGGGAGGAGUACGCCGAGUACUGUCCGUCGAACAAGCGCCGCAACCACUACUAA